UAGAGGUUCUACAUCUUCGCUGUAGUAGUAUAUUUAUGUAUCGUUUUGCUCAUCUGAUAACAUACCUGUGUUCUAUACCUUUCCGACGGGUUUCGUAAAGGCAUGUCUCUGAAUGUUGAUGUUCAGAGCCAUGAUGGAGGAUAUCUGUUGGCAGGAGUGUUCUGAUGUAGCUCUACCAUAACUUUGUAAUACAAUUAUAUUUAAAUGCUACUUUCUCUUCCUUAGUCACUUAGUUUCCAAUAUAUUUUACCAGAUUCCUAUUGUUUCUCUGUAUAAAUGUUCCUGUUAAAAUAUUGUCUGUUUUUACUUGAGAGUUGGUUUUUUGUUUGUUUGUUUUACGCCCUCAGAAAACUGAAGAAAACAUCUAGAUAUAAAUAUCUUGAUGAUAUAAAAUAUAAAUAACUUUGGACUGAAGAAAAGAUCAUUCCAUCAGAGAUUCCAAUGGAAAUCAUGAUCAACCUCUUGAUUCUAAACCUCUACUUGGCAAAGUCUAGGAUGAAGAAGUGUCUCAUAUGGUCUACGGUAGGUCAAUGUUCGAUAAUGGUUUGAAAAACCAACAAUUGAUAAUACUCUCUGUAAGUAGAAGGUCAUAGUAUUACUUGAGACGGAGGGAGUAUAUAUAUAGCGGUAUCAAUAGCCUAUAUUUUUAACAUUAUCGGUGUUAGAGUGUCUGUGUGGUGUUUGUUGGAAAAAUAAAUCCAGCGUCACCCUUAGGGAUUCGAAUGGGCUUAACAUCCCAACCCAUGGCGCCUAGAGAGAGCUUACAAACCUCGCUUUAGGUGCAGCCCCUGAGGGCUCAUACUAUAAGGAAAUAAAGUUGCGCCCUCACUAACAGCAAUUGCUUUUAGCGCAGUGGUAAGCGCUUGAUCCUACAAGUGAUAUCAGAGCAUGGUCAUGGGUUCGAAUCCCCCCGGCUGACACUGGGGGGGAGAUUGUUGGAAAAAUAAAUCCAGCGUCACCCUUAGGGAUUCGAAUGGGCUUAACAUCCCAACCCAUGGCGCCUAGAGAGAGCUUACAAACCUCGCUUUAGGUGCAGCCCCUGAGGGCUCAUACUAUAAGGAAAUAAAGUUGCGCCCUCACUAACAGCAAUUGCAUCCAAUGGUUCACUGUAGAGGGUGCAUCUCUGGCCUCAUGACAUAGAGGACCCCCAAAGUUCUGUGAUAUCAGUUGUAAAAUUUUGAGUGGCUCUUAUUGUCAACUGUAGUCCAUGUGCGAAAUUUCACCAUUCUAGCAAAAUCACCAAUAAGAUCCCAUAAAAUUUUCAGAUCCGAUUGUCACAUGUGGACAACACAUACACUGACAGAAUCUACAAUCUCCAUGAUUUGGUUAGUGACGUGAAUCUACUACACUAAUUGGUGUAGACUGAUGUGCAUUAUUGCACUAUCAAUAUGAAUGCAUUGUAAAGUCAAAACCGUGGAAUAUUCAUGUCAAUUAGUUGGAAUUUUGUGACAUUUUCAUUUAUUUUCCAAAGAGAAACGUAUGUCCCUUGUCUACUCUGUCAUUUUUAUCCAACUUAACUUUACCGUGCAGGAAUCUUCACACUUUGCACAUCACAUUCCUAAAUUCAGUAUCUGGUUUAUCUGGUUUAUCUAAAGAGUGUGAAUUCUGUGGUUCUGAUGUUUCAGUCUUAGAUGUUCAAAUAUGAAUUCUCUAUCAGUAUAUAGAGAAGUGUUGGAAACAACUCUAUAACACACUAUUUUCAACACACUUUUUUAUUAGUGGAAUAUAUCAUUUUAAGGUGUAUGAAUCCCGGUCCGCCGAAUGGAGAUAGAAAACAGAUGAAGAAGAGUUAAAGUCCACACUACCAGACAAAAUAAUAUAUGUCACUUGUUUGAGAUAUUGUUUUCAUUUCAAAGCAUCUUGUUAUUUUCUUCAGAGACAAAAUUCCAUUCCAAUCACUCAACAGUUUCAGUACAGAAACAAGCUUUUUGAAUGGCUUCCACAAAAGGCAAUGAUGACCAUGAGCCACAGAGAAGCUAUUGGAGAUGCAGCAAACAAGAUUUCUUUCCAGAGGAAUCCUUUCAAAGCUGGCACAACUAUGGUUCUGCUCUUUCACAAACAUGGUUAAGGUUCAAGGACCGUGUUUCGACCAGAUCAGACGAUGCAACCGAGUCGCAAGAGCUUCAGAAACAAAGUGAGAAUGAAAUGAAAAAAUGUCUCAACUGGUGGGACCUUAUCUGGUUUGGCUUUGGUGCAGUGAUUGGUGCAGGAAUCUUUGUGCUAACUGGUCAAGAAGCUCAUAACCAUGCUGGUGCGGCGAUAGUCUUAUCCUAUGUAGCUUCAGGAAUUUCAGCAAUGCUUUCUGUUUUCUGUUAUACAGAAUUUGCCGUUGAAGUUCCAGCUGCUGGUGGUUCAUUUGCUUACCUAAGAAUUGAAUUAGGUGAUUUUAUUGCUUUCUUAGCAGCCGGUAACAUACUUCUCGAAUGCGUGCUUGGAGGUGCAGCAGUAUCAAGAUCAUGGACAUCUUACUUCACAAGCCUUUUGAAUCGUCCGAAAGAUUCAUUUCGAAUCAAAGCACAUCAUCUCAAAGAAGGAUACAAUUUACUUGACCCUAUAGCAGUUGCUGUUCUGUUAACCGCCGGAACGAUCGCAAUGAUCAGUACACGAAAAACUUCGCUCCUCAAUUGGAUUGCAUCGGCAAUCAACACGGCUGUGAUCAUAUUCGUAAUCAUUGCAGGGUUUCUUCACGCAGACACAGCGAAUUUGACGCCUUUUUUACCUUAUGGAGCUAGAGGUGUAUUUCAAGCAUCAGCAAUUCUUUAUUUUGCAUAUGGAGGUUUCGAGAGUCUUGCAACAAUGGCUGAAGAAACUAAAAAUCCACCAAAGGAUAUACCAAUAGGUUUAAUAGGUUCAAUGUCGGUGAUCAUCGUGAUUUAUUGUUUGAUGGCACUUUCACUAAGCAUGAUGCAGAAGUACACAGACAUUGAUACAGGUGCAGCUUUUUCAAUUGCAUUUCAGAAAGUAGGAAUGAAUUGGGCAAAAUACGUCGUCGCUUUCGGUGCACUGAAGGGUAUGACAACAGUUCUUUUAGUAGGAAGAUUAGGCCAGGCGCGAUACAUCGUUCACAUUGCGCGUUCGCACAUGAUUCCUCCAUGGUUUGCUCGUGUUCAUCCCAAAACAGGAACACCUAUAAACGCAACACUUCUGAUUACAAUCACAAGCGCUUGCGUAGCCUUUUUCACUAGCUUGGACGUGUUAUCGAGUUUGAUAUCAGUAAGUACACUUUUCGUUUUCGCGCUGAUAUCGAUUGCACUUCUGGUAAGAAGGUACUAUGUUAGAGGAGUUACAACAAAAGAGAAUCAGUUAAAGCUAGUUAUGUUUUUGUUUCUCAUUGUUGGUUCUUCAAUGGGAACUUCAGCUUAUUGGGGAUUGAGGCCUAAUGGUUGGAUUGGAUAUACGGUUACCGUUCCUGUUUGGUUUUUUUCGACUCUUGCGAUGUCGGUUUUUUUGACUCAACAAAGGAAACCAAGAUUUUGGGGAGUCCCACUUGUUCCAUGGUUGCCAUCUUUGUCAAUUGCAACAACUGUUUUUCUCAUGGGAUCUUUGGAAUAUGAUGCUUUUGUGAGAUUUGCAAUAUGCACUUUGGUAAUGUUGGUUUACUAUGUUUUCUUUGGUCUUCAUUCAACUUAUGAUAUGGCUCAUCUACAAAAGAAGGUGCAAAAUAUCAAUGUGGAUCUCAAAGAGACUGCUAGGAUUGAAGGGCCUUAAGAUGAUUGUAAUUUUUAUCUUCCAUAAUUCAGUUUCAAGUGUGUAUGAAAUUCUCUGUGUUAUUAGUCCUUGAAUCAUUAAAUAAUGUAAUGUUACUUGAUAUGAGUUAGAAGAGCAAUGAAGAAAUGUAUAGAUAUAUAGCUGAAAAUAAAUUGUGGUUUGAUGAAAUGGAUUAAUUCCAGCUUCAUUUAUGGUUAA
Messenger RNA from Vicia villosa (hairy vetch), 3906 nucleotides. RefSeq names its product cationic amino acid transporter 5-like. The record is from RefSeq and is a predicted model, not a curated record. Bases 1933 to 3708 code for a protein of 591 amino acids. NCBI's taxonomy places the organism in Eukaryota, Viridiplantae, Streptophyta, Magnoliopsida, Fabales, Fabaceae. Gene Ontology annotation, biological process: amino acid transport; transmembrane transport. Gene Ontology annotation, molecular function: L-lysine transmembrane transporter activity; L-glutamate transmembrane transporter activity. The transcript has a single exon. Gene Ontology annotation, cellular component: plasma membrane.